Grammomys surdaster is the source of this 1715-nucleotide messenger RNA. It is a transcript of the gene Rpp14, whose product is annotated as ribonuclease P/MRP subunit p14. Bases 350 to 769 code for a protein of 139 amino acids. The transcript has 5 exons. The record is from RefSeq and is a predicted model, not a curated record. Gene Ontology annotation, biological process: tRNA 5'-leader removal. Gene Ontology annotation, cellular component: ribonuclease P complex. Lineage: Eukaryota; Metazoa; Chordata; Mammalia; Rodentia; Muridae.
GAAACGGAGUCAAAUGUAAAUACACCAUUUUUCCAGACCCAAACUUGGGCUGCUGCGUGGGAGCUCCGACCAGUGCCGAAUUCUAGCAGGGUACAAGAAUCAGGAACGCGGUUAUUCAGUGAGCUGCUUCGUUCUGCGCCAGGGACGACUUAACCGCGCGCGGCAGGUGCGCAUGCGCGACGCGGGAGCGGGAGCAAGCACAGUGUGGAAGUGUGGCGGGCCUUAGGUUCUUCAGAGCCGCCACCGUGCUCCGUACUGCUGAGGUCCCGGAUACAGACGGUGGCCGGGAAGGCUGAUCCAGCCGUUUUGCUGGGCGGACUACCUUCGAGAUACGUACCCAUGUUGGAAGAUGCCAGCUACUGCAUAUGAAAGAGUAGUUUACAAGAACCCCUCGGAGUACCACUACAUGAAAGUCUGCCUAGAGUUUCAAGAACAUGGAGUGGCACUGAAUGUAGCCCAGUUCAAACAGCUGCUUGUUUCAGCCCUGAAAGACCUGUUUGGGGAGGUUGGUGCUGCGUUACCCGUGGAUGUUCUCACCUAUGAUGAGAAGACUUUGUCAGCCAUCUUGAGAAUAUGUAGCAGUGGUCUGGCCAAAUUAUGGAGUUCUUUGACCUUAUUUGGAGCCUAUAAGAGUAAGAAAUGUGCCUUCAGAGUGAUUCAGGUAACAGCUUUCCCUUUACAGUCCCAAGAGCUGCUGAGCACGGCACUGAUGGGGUGGGAUUGGGGUGUGUCUCAUACUUGUCUAUCUGCUUCUGGAACUGAGGCAUAGUGGUCAGAUUUUAAGUCACCCUUGUUGCAGGAUGUUUGCUCUCACUGUGAGUCUAGAGAUUGUGUUAUUUACUGAAAAAACUAUUUUUAGUUGUGGUGUGGCUUAGCUCUUAGCACAUACCUUUAAUCUCUGUGGCUGGAAUAUGGACAUGCUCUUAGCACACACCUUUAAUCCCAAGCAAUGAAGGUAAAGUUAGUUUGAAGAAGGAAGCAUCCAUGUUUAGAAAUGAUGUCUAAUUGAGUGGCAGACAAAGUGUUGAGUCAGAAAGAUUUGAUAGGAUAGGCUAUGCCCAACUCUCACGAGAAGAGAGGAAAAAGGUUACUUAAAAGAGCAGCACAGAAGAAAGGGAAGAAGGAAGCAGUUUUCUGGGAGAGUUUUACAGUGACCCAUUGAAGAGAGAACGAGCUAGACACGGGAGAAGACAGAAGGAGGCAGAAGGUUCGAACAGAUUCCUAGAGUUAGUUAGAGGCCAAGUGGAGCAAUUCAGGAGAAGCCGAGAAGCCAGAUUGCAUCAGUCAGUUUGGAGAGGAGUUUGAGUCAGAACAGCAGAGUUGAAUCAGGCAGACAGAGCUCAGGAAGAACUAGGAAGGGGUGAGCUUAUUCAUUAGUAAGUUCCAGAGGAUGAAAACAUUCUAGGCCUUGGUAAGACUAUGUGGAGGCUAAGAGCUUCCAGGACUAGGCCUUGAACUUAGCAGAUGGCAGUAAGCCUCAGAGACAACAAUUACAUCAGGCGAAUAAAAGUUACAGUUACACAUACUAGAGAUACUUGGACAUCAAACUUGGAAUUCUUGUGAUAAAGUCUUUUCUUACUGAAUGUUACACCAGAGAUAUCUUGGCAGGCUGUUUCCCGGCUUAUGAUUACUUGUUCAGCCAGGGCUUCCAUGAUGCCCUUAAAAUGUGACUGCUGCAGUUCUGGGCAUGCUGUGAAAUCUACAUGUUUCUGUGA